AUGAAUAUAGGAGAGGAGUUUUUGAUGGAAGAUGCUUCACUAGAUGAUAAUGAUGAGCUGCUGUAUCCGUCUUUUAUUGCUGAGUUGGAAGAGAAGCUGGGGAGGGUUGAGAAGCAAAUAUUUGUUAAACAAACAUUGGCAUUGUCGCCUACAAUUAUGGAUAUAAUUCCCCAAUUCAAGGUGAAAACAAACAAGGCGUUCAAGAGGCUGUUUGGUAUUUUGAGAAACGAUAGGGAAUACCAGUCAUUUCUAGCGACAGACGAAGAUUCUCAAAUAGACGCAUUCGACGAGAUAGAUGAGAUUUAUGGCGAUAUCCUUGAACCAACUUCUUCAGCAAAGUAUGAGCCCGUACUGAUAGCACCAAUUUUUGAGUACCCGUUGCUUUUGGUAAGAAAACAAUCACUUGUCAUAGACGAAAUAGAGUAUCCAUUGAAGGCACCGGUGAGGUCUUGUUGCGUAAUUCGUGCAAGCGCAGCCCAGGAAGAGGAUCAUCUACUAGUUUCGUUGCUUUCGGGAUUCCUACUUUUGUUGCGUAUCUAUCGGAUUCCGAUCCAUGUUCGCGACAACGACUAUGAGUAUCAGGCUGAAAAAUUGAACGAUGAAGAUCGAAAAUUUUUGGUUUUCAAACCGUUUAUAAUCCAAUGGUGGAACCUAUCACUGAAAAAUAAACACUUGGACCUUAGCACUAGCGGUUUCAGUUUGAAAGCAUCCCCUUCCGGUUUCUCGGCUGUCUCGUGUUCAGCUUCAAACUCGUUCCGGUUAUACAUGGUUCUCCCACAAUCGCCAAAUGGUACUGUUCUUAAAAAUCACAUUAAUGUGGCAUUGGGCGGGUUUUUAGUGGAUUCGUGUUUUAUUAAACCCAUGAGCUCAGCAUCAACAGAUAUGUUCUUGACGCUCGUCUAUACAGAACAACGCAGAUUAUUUAUCAACCUAUACUCGUGGUCAAACUUUUUUGGCUCGUGUACAGAAGUAACCAAGUCCACAUACCCAUUAGAAAAUUCCUUUGAGAUUCCAGUUUUUAUUGUGCCAUUGGAAAAAAAUAGUGCGUUUUUGUUUGUUUCUUCAACGAGCCUUUCUAUAAUAUCGAUCCAUGAGGUGAUAUCGGCUCAAUAUAGUUUACGAAGAACCGAUGCACCUUGGAACUCGUUUCCUACUUGUUUCUAUCUACCGCGUGAGAGUAGUAUCAUAAAUCUGACCACCAUGGUACCGCAGUCAGAUGAGGUAAUAAUUGCAACUGACAAUGGAGUGCUAUACUCGCUUUUGAUUCUGAAUAAUGAGUUUUUGUCAAUUUCUCCUAUUUUGAGAAUUUCAGACUCACCUUCAGCAUUUACUCUUGAAAAACGUCGCCUGGGGGAUUAUCACCUACUAUAUACAAGUUUUGGCGGCUCAAACAGAUCGCUUAUAUUUGAGUCGAUUUACAAUAAAGAGUAUUACACGGACAUUAGCGAUGAUAAUAGAUUGGAAUAUUGUAGGUUUCAGCAACUUGAGAAAUUUGCUUCAUGGGCCCCAAUCCGAGAUGUGACCUUGGCUAAUAAAAGUAGACCAGUUAAUUCCAUUUUGAGUCCAUCACAGGAGUUAUGGGGUAUCACAGGUCUUGGUAAAAAGUCAAAACUUACACUAUUUAAAACCGGAUAUGAUGGUUGCAAAAUUGGAGGCAUAUAUGACAAAUUGCGCAAAGUAACAAACGUUUGGACAAUAAUGUACGAAGAAUGUUUGUAUUUGAUGUGUUCCCUACCGUUUGAAAGUGUUCUUUUAGAAGUUAUAAGGAAGCAGGAGGAAGAAGAAGAAGAAGAUGAUGAUGAGGAGGAGGAGGAGGACUCCAUUGUGGAGAUUGGAGAUCACUUGAUCAAUCGAGAAGAAACCACUAUAUUUGCAUGCGUUGUGAGGAGUAAGCAAAAUCACUUUAUUAUCCAGAUAACUCUGCAUACGAUAGUACUAAGCAACUUGUCAGACAUUUACCUUACCGGAUCUUUUGAGUACACAUUAAUCCUUGCAGAGGUUGUUAAUGACACUCUAAUUGUUAUAUGUGAUGAUGGCGGUAAGAUUUACUUACGGACGUACAGGUUUACUGAUAAAAGUUUUGAUGAUGUUAUGAGUUUCAAGGAGGCUCUUACUGUAGCUCAGGUUCUUGUUCUCGAGUAUGACCCUUGUCUACUUAAGAAAUGUUCCUUUGGCAGGAAAUUUGAUUUUGCAAUUGGAGAUUUCCUGGGAGGACUUCAUUUUUAUCGAUUUGAAGAACAAAAAGAGGAGGAGGAGAAGGAUGUGGUGGUGGUAUUGCGUGCGGAAUCUGUUAGCUUUAGGAAUCUUCUCUUGAAUAAGAAUUUACCUAAAACACAAGAUAUUGUGCCCAACGACUUAGUUUGUGUGGAAGAUGAGAUUUUUAUUGGUACAAAAGAUGGAUAUUAUCUUAAGCUUGUACCUCAAGAGAACUCGAUUAUUUGUGAUAUUUGUCUCAGGGUUGCCGAAUCGAGCAUUACUUUUGAGCGUGACAAUGAAAGUAAAGUUCUUUUCAUUAUUUGCAACGACUUGUUUAUUGUGGACCCACGAAACAGCCAAUAUCCAGAGAGAGUUGUGUUUAAUGAAAGCCAAUAUCGUUCUAUAACUGCAGCAAUACUACUACCUUUGAAUGGAGGAGGAGGAGGAGGAGUCAAAAAAAGAAAGUUUGCAUUGUUUCGAAAUAAUGGCCUAGUUUUAGCGGAAAUAUUCAUGCACAAGAAAGCAUUGGUACGCCAAAUUAAGAUUCCGGACACAUCGAAGAAGGUGAUGUAUUUGGAGUACUUGUCUCUAUUUUUGAUUCUUUGUGAAUCAAAGGUAGCAAAAGACAGAUUGACAUGUGUAGACCGGAAAACAUUUAAAGUUGUGAGUAAUGUCAAAAUGGUUGGCAAGAAUAAAGAAGACACAGGGGGAGGAGGCUCUAUAUUUAAUGACGACGAAAUACCAAUUAGUUUUUGCAUUUGGGAAAUCGAUCGGAACGGGAAAAAAACAUCACACAAGGUCGUAGUCGGAUGUUCCAAGUCGUCAAACAAUGGCAAGCAAUCCGGUCUCGUUAAAGUGUUAGAUUUAAAAAAGACAAAGACUGACACCGAUCAGGGAUACGGAAUUGCGAUCCUCGAGUUGACAACUUUUGAUCAUGCACGGCCAGUUACACACAUUCAACAAUGGCAAGACCAGUUACUUUUUGCUAGUGGCUCAUCUAUUUGGACCACAUUGUAUGACGAAAAUGAGAAAAGGUUGACAACGCCCAAAUCUAUUCAUUCUUUCCCCAGUGAAGUAACUUCUUUUACCGUUCAAGAGGAUAAAAUUUUAGUGUGCACCAGAUUAGACUCAAUACAACAAUGUACACUUAAUCAAGGUAAGGUCGAAGCAAUAGGUAGAAGGGCUCCCUCAGAGCCUUUUGUUAGUCAGUUGAACUACAAAUCAACCGUAAUCGGAAGUAACAAGUUGACGUGCGAGGUCUCGGUAAUGAAGAUUAAAAGCCAACCACCGGCUCUUUGGUAUAUUGAUCGUGGAUUUACGAUAAAGCUACCAGGUAUUGCAAGAAUUUUGUGUGCAAAAUUAGAUAACCCAUGGAUCAAUACAAAUAAAGAAGAAAGCACAAAGGAUAACGACGAAGAAAUAUCAAUACUCUGUGUAACAGUGAGUGGCUCAAUAAUAGCACUUCGAUCUGUGGGUGAGAAUAGUGAAGAAACUAAAAUGAUCACUGAUCAAUUUAAUAAAAACUGUACAUUUAAGUUGACAUUGGAAGAGCAUUUAAAAAAGCUUGAUCGUCCUUUCGAAGGUAAAAAUGCGGGCACGGGGUUAUUUUCGUUAAAUAAGCCAUACUUUGAACGCAUUCGAUGUGACUCUGCGCCAUCAUCAUCAUCACCAUCACCAUCCGAGAUUAGAUCGCAAGCACUACAGUACCUCGAUUACGACCUUGAAGAAGUUUCAACGGUUUGUUUGCCAAAAAUUGGGUUAUAG
Molecule: messenger RNA, 3960 nt
Organism: Lodderomyces oxycetoniae
Lineage: Eukaryota; Fungi; Ascomycota; Pichiomycetes; Serinales; Debaryomycetaceae
Exons: 1
Coding region: 1-3960 (1319 amino acids)
Biological process (GO): DNA repair; proteasome-mediated ubiquitin-dependent protein catabolic process
Cellular component (GO): site of double-strand break; nucleus
Molecular function (GO): protein binding
Source: RefSeq, a predicted model, not a curated record